Messenger RNA from Ricinus communis (castor bean), 1579 nucleotides. Its product is annotated as polyadenylate-binding protein RBP47B'. The transcript is spliced from 8 exons. The record is from RefSeq and is a predicted model, not a curated record. The coding region runs from base 53 to 1300 and encodes 415 amino acids. Gene Ontology annotation, molecular function: mRNA binding. Gene Ontology annotation, cellular component: cytosol. NCBI's taxonomy places the organism in Eukaryota, Viridiplantae, Streptophyta, Magnoliopsida, Malpighiales, Euphorbiaceae.
CGACAUUGCACCUGCAACCGUAAACAGAGGCAGGAGCGUUGGUAGUAGAUUAAUGGCAGCGCCAACGGCAACGAAUCCAGGAGGGUAUCAUCAACCCGCUACUCUAGAAGAAGUAAGAACGCUUUGGAUUGGUGAUUUACAGUAUUGGGUCGACGAAAACUACCUCAGUUCUUGCUUCGCUCACACUGGAGAGGUACUUUCUAUUAAAAUAAUACGAAACAAGAUCACUGGCCAGCCUGAAGGUUAUGGGUUUGUAGAGUUUGUUUCUCAUGUAGCAGCAGAAAGGAUUUUACAGACAUAUAAUGGGACACAAAUGCCUGGAACUGAACAGACUUUUAGGCUGAAUUGGGCUUCUUUUGGCAUUGGAGAAAGACGGCCUGAUGCUGGACCUGAACAUUCUAUUUUUGUUGGGGAUUUAUCACCAGAUGUUACCGAUUAUCUCUUGCAAGAGACAUUCCGAGCUAAUUAUCCAUCAGUUAGAGGUGCCAAGGUUGUGACUGAUCCAAAUACUGGUCGUUCUAAGGGAUAUGGAUUUGUGAAAUUUGGUGACGAGAAUGAAAGAAAUCGUGCUAUGACUGAAAUGAACGGUGUUUUUUGCUCAACUCGUCCAAUGCGAAUUAGUGCAGCAACUCCAAAGAAAACCGCUGCUUAUCAACAGCAAUAUGCCACAGCAAAAGCCAUAUAUCCUCUUCCAGCAUACACUGCACCAGUCCAGGUGGUUCCAGCUGAUAAUGACAUCACUAAUACCACUAUUUUUGUUGGUAACUUGGACCCCAAUGUCACGGAGGAGGAACUGAGGCCAAUUUUUCUGCAGUUUGGGGAGAUUGUCUAUGUCAAGAUUCCUGUGGGCAGAGGAUGUGGUUUUGUACAAUUUGCAACUAGGGCAUCUGCUGAAGAAGCCAUACAAAGGAUGCAGGGGCAUGUGAUUGGUCAACAGCCAGUGCGCAUUUCAUGGGGCAGGAAACAGGAUGCAACUGGCGGUUGGGGUCAGCAAGUGGAUCAAUGGAGUGCAUAUUAUGGUUAUGGACAAGGUUAUGACGCCUAUGCUUAUGGGGCAACACAAGAUCCAUCAUUAUAUGCAUAUGGUGCAUAUGCUGGUUAUCCACAGUAUCCUCAACAGGUUGAUGGUGUCCAGGAUAUGACGGGUGCUAUUCCAGUAGUAGAACAAAGAGAGGAACUUUAUGAUCCCUUGGCUGCCCCUGACGUUGACAAGUUAAACGGCGCUUACCUUUCUGUGCAUGGAAAUGCUAUACUGGGUAGACCCUUAUGGAUGAAAACAUCACUUUCCCAACAAGCAUAGGCAUCAUGGUGUCUUUCCUGAUUCAGUAUUGUUCUUGUCUUGUGCUGAAGACUGAAUUGUAGUCCGAGAAGUCUCCUUGGAUACAAAAAAACUGCUGCUUGGAGGGAAAACAAACAUUCGGUGUAGCAUUUUUUGUUAUAUCUUUUCUUUUCUGAAUUAUGUUUGAUUUUAUCUUUUGUAAAGAAGAAAAAGAAAACUAAAGCUUCAACCUUUAGCCACUCCACAAGGUUCUGUUCUCGCACAUGAAAAUGAGUCGCUUUAAUGUGCCCUUUUUAUUUA